Pygocentrus nattereri (red-bellied piranha) is the source of this 1187-nucleotide messenger RNA. RefSeq names its product fish-egg lectin-like. The coding region runs from base 231 to 1001 and encodes 256 amino acids. The transcript has 5 exons. NCBI's taxonomy places the organism in Eukaryota, Metazoa, Chordata, Actinopteri, Characiformes, Serrasalmidae. The record is from RefSeq and is a predicted model, not a curated record.
AAGAAUCUGCAAGCUUUCAGGAAACUGCAGACUGUGAAUUUUUUUUAUUUAUUUUUUAAAAUGUAAUCUAUAAUCAGCAGACAUUCAGCCAUAUCUUGCCCCCUUCCUUUGACCCACUGGAUCCUUCACUCCUGAUUGGCCCACAGUGGUCAGGAGGACCCACAGUCUCCCCAUCAAAGCUGAGUGUCAGUGAGAUACUGCAGUAUCCACCUGGACAAACACGGCGAACCAUGACGAGAACAGCAGUCCUCUUUCUGCUCCUGAACCUUUGGAUAACCUGUCUGGCUCUACAGUGCACGGAAGUGCCAGGCAGGCUGAAGCAGAUUGAUGCUGGGAAUGGACAGGUGUUUGGAGUGUGCCCAAAAGGUGACAUCUUCACCCUGUACGGAUCCAGCUUUAUAAGAUUACAAGGACUGCUGAAGCACGUCAGUGUGGGACCUGCUGGUGUCUGGGGAGUCAAUUCGACCAAUCAGAUCCACAAACUUGUGAAGGGAGAUUGGGUCCCUGUUCCAGGCAUGCUCAAACAGGUGGACGCUGGAGGAAAGAUGUUCGUAGCCGGUGUCAACCCGGGCGGUUUGGUCUUCUGCCUUGGUGCAGAAGCCACCACUAAAUAUGCAGGGCCAGGUAGUCCUGCUUCUUGGACACAACUCCCAGGAAAGUUGAAGUACUACAGCUGUGGACCGCACAGUUGCUGGGGAGUAAACGUAGAAGAACAAGUAUUCCUUAUGAAGGGCGUCACUCCGACUGCUUGUGCUGGCUCCUUAGAAUGGCAGCAGAUACCUGGAGCUCUUUCUAUGAUUGAAGUUUCCACUGAUGGAAAAGUCUAUGGGCUGGACUCAGAAGGAGAUGUCCAUCAAAGGGAAGGUGUCGCGCCUUGCAACCUUGCUGGCACUGGGUGGCGCAAAAUCAACCUUUCUCAGAAAGUCAGACAUGUUUCCUACGAUCUCGGCUACCUGUGGCUCGUCGGCAGAGACAACCACAUCACAUACUGCACUGAAUAAAACAUAAUAUAUGGAAUAAUAUCAAGUUCAAAGUUCUCACAUCAUGAGCAGAAACCUAGAAAGCUUUUGAAAAAUGCUUACAUGAUCCAUAAUCCUCUUUUCACUAAUUUCCCUUUGCUUGUGUAUUUGACCAAAUAUUGCAAAUGAUGUUAAUAAACACAGUUAUUCUGAUUGAGCACCUUUGAA